Messenger RNA from Anguilla anguilla (European eel), 1627 nucleotides. RefSeq names its product CCAAT enhancer binding protein beta (gene cebpb). The transcript has a single exon. Gene Ontology annotation, molecular function: DNA-binding transcription factor activity, RNA polymerase II-specific; RNA polymerase II cis-regulatory region sequence-specific DNA binding. The coding region runs from base 184 to 1074 and encodes 296 amino acids. Lineage: Eukaryota; Metazoa; Chordata; Actinopteri; Anguilliformes; Anguillidae. The record is from RefSeq and is a predicted model, not a curated record. Gene Ontology annotation, biological process: regulation of transcription by RNA polymerase II; DNA-templated transcription.
UGAGCUCUAACGCGCACGACUCUCUGACAGAACUGAAUUGAUCACUUCAGUGGACCGAGCUACUUUCGUCAUCUUCUGCGACUGACGGCCACUGUGACCUUUGAUUCAAUUUCAACAAGUGUUCUCCCCAGAGUGCGCUGGCCCGACUCUGAUGAUUCCGCAAUCCGGCGGGUGUUAAGAUCCAUGGAAGUGGCCGGGUUUUACGAGAAGGAUUGCCUUGCUUUCCACAGUAGCAACAGCGGUAACAGUCACAUCAGUAACGUCGACUGCAAGCAGCCAGGUGACGGCUCGAUGACGGAGCUGGGCAUCGCAGAGCACGAGAAGGCGAUAGAUUUCAGCAUUUACCUGGACCCCUCUCAGCACUAUCAACAGCACCUUGCUCAAAACGGAGCUCUGUACCAGCAACGCGGGGUGGAUAUCUUGGCCGACUUCCUUGCCGAGGAAGGCAAAAGUAAGCGAGGGGUAUCUUCACAAAACUACAGAAACUACUUACCAUUGAUCGAGCGAGACCCCCUUCAAAACAGCAACUCGCGAAACGCCAGUAUCCUGAGCUACCCCGAACUGCAGGAGACCCGGGUGGACAACCUGUUUUCUCCACAGGUUUUUGGCAGCUACUUAAAAACCGGGUUAAGGCAAGAGGCAAAAGAAGACGCUAGGAUGGACCACAGUACCGUUUCUUCUGGGUUCGACAUGAGGUCUUAUCUGCAGUACCAGUCCGCUCCGAGCGGUAGUCUUGGGAACAUUUCCACCGCCUCCUCCUCCUGCUCCAGUCCACCUGGAACACCUUCGGGGCCAGGUAAGGACGGGUCGCCCCUGCAGAAUGGCAAAACGUCUUCAAGCAGUAAAGGGAAGAAGCGACUGGAUAAGGACAGCGAGGAAUACAGGCAGCGACGGGAGAGGAACAACCUGGCGGUGAGGAAGAGCAGAGACAAAGCGAAAAUGCGCAACAUGGAGACGCAGCACAAAGUCCUGGAGCUCGCCGCGGAAAACGAACGAUUACAGAAACGCGUGGAGCAGCUAUCAAGAGAACUGGCCACCCUGCGAAACUUGCUUUCAGCUACUGGGCAGUGCUAAUCCGGGGGUCUCGCCGUAUCAUGGCACUGUGGCACCAAAAACACGGAACAUAAGCCGGGACUGUGAAUAAAUCUGUUCCCUGCAGUCAAUUUGCUCUGGGACAUGUGCACAUACCAAUGUAUACAUGAGUGGGCUGUACAAAGUUUACAUGCAGUAAGAGAAUAAGGAACAAAAAAAAAAAAAAAAACAUUUACAAACGGUUUACAAAAGGAAGAGAGACUUUCAAAGAAUACCGUGGGCGAAUGAAUUGCGCAACCAUCAAUGUUUGGUGACAUCAUGCCACUUGAAUAUAUUGUAUGGUGUAUGUACAGUAUUUUAAACCAGUUUUACAGUAAAUAUGUCUAAUAUUGUGUUAUUUAAAUAUAAUUCAUUCCUCGCUUUUUCGAGCAGUGGCUGGUUGUCUAGGGACGAACUGGAUAGCAUGGGCAUGAUGCAACUCUAUGUAACAGUAUUGGCAAGCAAUGAAGUCUGUUAAAGAUGUAAAAGGUACCAAUGUUUUUUAAUGCCACAGAAUAUUUUAUUGAAUUAAAAAUAUUUUUACUUUGCUGAAAAA